Molecule: messenger RNA, 3820 nt
Organism: Hemicordylus capensis (graceful crag lizard)
Lineage: Eukaryota; Metazoa; Chordata; Lepidosauria; Squamata; Cordylidae
Gene: ABHD6
Product: abhydrolase domain containing 6, acylglycerol lipase
Exons: 9
Coding region: 329-1342 (337 amino acids)
Source: RefSeq, a predicted model, not a curated record
GCAGUGGAGCCGAGGGAGCUACCCUAGAGGCCCGACGAUCAGUCAUCAAAGCACUGAGGCGAAAGGGAGCGUUUGCACAAGCAUCCCUUGCUUAGGUGCCGUCCAGGGAGAAACAGAAAAGGCGAUCUAGCUGGGGUUGCCUUCUCUGCAAACAUAAAAUGCCCAGGCUCAUCCUCCACCUCUUCCUCUUCCUCUUGAGACCGGUUCUAGGCGACCUCCGAUCGUAGUUACUGACCACACACACCCCAGAGCUGGCUGCAUUUCGGGGACUGGAUUGUCUGCGUGCUCAGAAUGAACGGAGGUGGGGCAGAGCUGUGAAGAGGGCAGGAUGGACCUCGAUGUGCUAAACAUGUUUGUAAUAGCAGGAGGCACCCUGGCCAUCCCCAUUCUGGCAUUUGUAGCAUCCUUCCUCCUGUGGCCUUCCGCGCUCAUCAAAAUAUAUUACUGGUAUUGGCGUCGAACGCUGGGCAUGCAAGUUAAAUAUGCAAACUAUGACGACUACCAGUUUUGCUAUUCCUACCGAGGAAGAUCUGGACACAGGCCCUCCAUACUCAUGUUGCAUGGAUUCUCAGCCCAUAAAGAUAUGUGGCUCGCGGUAGUCAAGUUCCUUCCAAAGAAUCUGCACUUGGUUUGCGUUGACAUGCCUGGUCAUGAGGGCACUACUCGGUCAUCCCUAGAUGACUACUCAAUCUACGGGCAAGUGAAAAGAAUACACCAGUUUGUCGAAAGCAUCAAUCUGAAUAGAAAGCCUUUUCAUCUAGUCGGGACUUCAAUGGGUGGAAAUGUUGCCGGUGUUUAUGCUGCCGCGUACCCAACAGAGAUCUGCAGCUUAAGUCUUGUAUGCCCUGCAGGGCUGCCGAAUGUCACCGAAAGCAAAUUUGUUAAGCAACUGCGGGAACUGAAGGAGUCUCAGAGCAUUGACAGGAUUCCGUUAAUUCCGUCCACCCCUGAGGAAAUGGCAGACAUGUUAAAGCUCUGCUCUUACGUUCGCUUCAAAGUGCCCCAGCAGAUUCUUCAGGGCCUCGUUGAUGUUCGCAUCCCACAUAAUGACUUUUACCGAAAAUUAUUUUUAGAGAUUGUAGAUGAAAAAUCAAGGAACUCUCUCUAUGAGAACAUGAGCAAGAUCAAAGCCACAACACAGAUCAUCUGGGGAAAGCAAGAUCAGGUACUGGAUGUUUCAGGAGCAGACAUUUUAGCAAAGUCCAUUCCUGACUGUCAAGUACACAUCCUGGAAAACUGUGGACACACUGUAGUCGUAGAACGGCCCAGAAAAACAGCGAAGCUCCUCCUGGAGUUUUUAGCUACGGUGCAGAAUGCAGAGAACAAUAAGAAACUGGCUUGAACUUCUCACUUAAGCUAGAUGUUUCAAUUGUGAUGAAAUACUGGUAAUUUAAUCAGUUCUCAGGGAUCUUGUACAGAACUUGGUGAUGGUGCCAAAAUCCCUGAAGAAACGAGAAUAAUUGAUAUAUAUAAUUUUGUAGGCCUGUCAGUGCAGUGACUUAUGGGAUACUGAGCAAUUUUGGGGUGUGUUGUUGAUCAAGUCCAAUAAAGUUUGCAUUAUCCAGAUAUUUGGGGAGUAGUAAAAGACUCAUCAGAUCUAGAACUCUACUGAUUUUUUUCCCCUUUUAGGCACUACCCCAUCUAUUUUUGAUAAUAUCUUCACAAAUCUUUAAUUGUGCAUCCAAUUUUCUGGACACUGUGCAUGGUAGUUAGAUAAAGUCAGAAGAGUACAAACUUCCCUUAUCUUGCCAAUGUGCCCAUUUCCAGUUUUUCUUUGUUAUAAAUGUAAUUGUGAGAGGAAAAAGUUGGGACAGAUCUUUUGGAGUCUUUCUGACUUGAAUUACAGGAAAAUGUGCACACUACCUAUCCAUUGGGCUUUACCUAUAGCAUACAUAUAGCAUAUACUUAUUUAUAUAAUAUAUAAACUAGAAUAUGAUCUGAAAUUAGAAUACUUAUAUCAUGGAAUGUACUGGCCACUCCUAAGUUUAUGCAGCUAUGUUAUGUGAUCUAGCAUAAUAUCCGGCUAAUUGGAAUGUAGAUGUCAAUGACAUUCAUUUUAAAGUAUGUAGGGAACAUGGUAAGAAGCAAAACUUCAUAGACUGAGAGCGAAGGUACAUUCCUGCCUCUUAGUGUAUAUGGCUUUGCAUGAUAUGCAGUUGUUACAAAAAGAUUCUGAUGAUCCAGAUGUUUGCUAAAGUGCUGUUUAUGUAGCUCAUUAGUUUAUGAUUUCAGCAGAGAAAGAAGGCAACACAAAUCUUUAAUGGUAGGAAUGUCUCACAGUCAGUGAAACUCCACAAUGUUUACACUAACUGAUUAUAGAUGAGUUUUUGUAUCCCUCCAUGGCUCUUUUUGUUAUGUAUGUACUGCCUUAAUAGUCAGUAACGCUGAAAUACUGGUAUCAUCUGACCUGACUUAUUGCAAAAUGUUCAAUGGUUGUCCUACUCAAGCAACGUUGGUUUAGGGUUUCAAGCUUAAGAAGCAAUUUACUGACUGUAACACACAUACAGAUUGAGUUCUCCUGAAAUCAUUGGGACUACACCUCACCUAAGUGAUUAGCAAAUUAUUCCCUGUGAAAAGCAAACCUUCUGUACAGUUGUGAAAAGCCAUCCUUCUGUACAGUUGUAAACCAAGUGGAGCCAUUCUUUUCCAUUGGGAUCUGAUCCAAGCAAUAAUACUGUAUAUAGAUAGGUGCACAAGUGAUCAAAUUCAGGUUAGAGUUGAGGUGAGCUGUUUUCUCAGCUCUUUUCUUAAUGAUAUGUUCUGCUGAGUAUUUUGAUGUAAAUAAUUGAGUUUCUUAAUGAAUUCUGUGAAUUCUGUGAAUGGUAAUGUCUUGGGUGGGGUUGGGAUAAAUUGUGUAACAAUAAAAUAUAAUUAGGGUACUUUAAAGGCUUGUCUGCUUACCAAACUUACAAUGUGAAUUAUUUAUCAGAGUUUAUAUAAGCUGCAACACAAUGCAUUUUUCAAGUUGAUUGAUAUAGAGCAUAGCAGGGGAAAUAGUAUUUCUUUUUUCUGAUUAUUUGUACUCAUUUCCUAUAGCAACUCCUAGUUGAAUGAAAUUUCUCUAUCAAAAUCAGAAAGCCAUACUUGUUGCAUCUUAACUGUGACUUUCCUUUUCCUUUCUUUUAAUGUGUGGAGAAGGAUCUCUUCUGAAAAUUCCUCACACCCAGAAAUAUGCAGCAAAAGUUGUUGCUAAUUGUAGUAAUCAUAUACAAUAGUAUGGGUAUUUAGGCAUCACACACACACACUUCAGAAUAGCCCUAAGAAGUCAGUGGAUCCCUCCCAGAAUACACAGAUUACAGAUUGCAGCCACAAAGGAAUUUUGAGUAUUUAAAUGAGUACUUUGGUCCCUAUUAGUCCUUCUGCUUUUAUAGGGAGCCACUGAGUACAUGCAGAAAGUGCCAUUGUACAGCUUCUACAUUUCUGUCCCAAUUACAGGUCCUGGCUGUAUAAGGUUUGAUAUUGUCUAACAUGUAAGGACACUACUGUGUGUUCAAAUUUGCAUUUAUGUCUGCGGAUUAACCAUCUUGCAGCUCAUUUUAAAGUGUAAAGCAUACAAGCACUGAUAAUUUAAAGUCAUUGCUGCUUUAUCUUUUGUUCAAAUGGGAGAAGGAAAGAUUGUUUUUUAUUUGAGAAGAUUCAGAAAUGUGCUUAAUUGCUUGAUCAUUGAGUUUAUUACAGGUGUAGAUACAAAUGCAGAGACUAAUUCCUAAUGCAUAUGAGACUAGUAGAGAUUGAGGAGAUUUUUUUUAAAAAAUGGUUUCCAGAAUCCUUUGGGUUGUUGUAUGCAAAAGGUCUUAAUUAAAAAUCAGAUUGGAAGAAA